Messenger RNA from Pyrus x bretschneideri (Chinese white pear), 1778 nucleotides. RefSeq names its product probable polyamine transporter At3g13620. The coding region runs from base 158 to 1537 and encodes 459 amino acids. Gene Ontology annotation, biological process: transmembrane transport. Gene Ontology annotation, cellular component: membrane. The transcript has 2 exons. Gene Ontology annotation, molecular function: transmembrane transporter activity. NCBI's taxonomy places the organism in Eukaryota, Viridiplantae, Streptophyta, Magnoliopsida, Rosales, Rosaceae. The record is from RefSeq and is a predicted model, not a curated record.
UGCAUGCCACAUGGACCAAUUUAUAUAUCCAAUGAACUAGCAAGCAAGGCAACCAGCCUUCCAAUCCAUCCUCCACCUUCAAUCUUGAAAUCCAAUCACAUAACUCUUGAAAUUCCCAUUGAAAAUCCAAGAAAUCCCAAAGGAAAAAAGAAACACCAUGAAAUCUCCCCAAUCUUCUCCAAAAUCGAAAACCUCUCUUCUUGAAAAUGAAAAAGAAGUACAAGAAUAUCCAAUGUUUAGCAACACCAAGAUCAAAAGCAAAAAACUAGCAUUCAUCCCACUUGUUUUCCUCAUUUACUUUCAAGUCUCCGGUGGUCCCUAUGGCACUGAGUCCACUGUCGGUUCCGGGGGGCCUUUCUUUGCCAUCCUUGGCUUUCUCCUCUUCCCCAUCAUCUGGUGCAUUCCUGAGGCCCUUGUCACUGCUGAGCUAGCCACUGCCUUUCCUGGCAAUGGCGGCUUUGUCAUAUGGACUCACCAAGCCUUUGGUCCCUUCUGGGGCUUCCUCAUUGGUUUCUGGAAGUUCCUUAGUGCUGUCAUUAACCUGUCGUCCUACCCAGUUCUCUGUAUAGACUACAUUGAUCCCAUGCUACCAACUUUGUCACACUUGCCUCACUAUUUUCUCAUCUCUCUUUCAACCCUUUUGCUCUCAGUUCUUAACUUCAUUGGUCUGCCUACUGUUGGCUAUGCUGCAAUAUUUUUAGGCAUUUUAUCAUACUUGCCAUUUGUAGUAAUUUCGCUUUUUGCUAUUCCCAAAAUUGACCCAAGCAAAUGGGUUUUUUCUGGCCAAAAUAGGAAGAAAAAAAAUUGGCCAUUGUUUUUUAAUUCCUUAUUUUGGAACUUAAAUUGUUGGGACAAUGUUAGUACUUUAGUUCUGGAAGGUGUUAAAAAUCCCCCCACAACAUUACCAAAAGCAUUUCUCUCAGCUGGGUUGUUGACUUUUUUGACUUCCCUAAUACCUCUACUAGCUGCAACUGGUGCCAUGUCUCUUGACCUAGAUGAUUGGGUUGAUGGGUAUUACACAGUUGUGGCAGAAAAAAUCGUAGGGAAAAGGUUCAAAAAAUGGGUUAGGGCUGGAGCCUUUUUGUCUAGCAUUGGUGUCUACCAGUCCCAAUUGAGCAGUUGCUCACACCAGCUUUUAGGCAUGGCUGAAUUAGGGUUGCUACCUAGACUUUUCGGGGCACGGUCAAAAUGGUUCGACACUCCUUGGGUGGGAAUUUUUAUAUCAGCAGUGAUAUCAAACUUGGUUUCUUACAUGAAGUUUAGGCAUGUCACAUCUUUAGUGAAUGUUUUGUUCAGUUUGAGCAUGCUAGUUGAAUUUUCGGCUUUUCUUUGGUUGAGGGUGAAGAUUCCGGAUUUACAGAGGCCCUUCAGAGUUCCAGUUACAAGGCUGAGAGGGUUAAUAGCAGUGUUAUUUAUUCCGUUUGGAAUUUUGGUGUAUGUAACUUGUGUUGGCACAAAAGUUGUGUACUUGGUGAUUGCUGUGCUGACUGUGUUUGGGAUUAUUUGGUACCACUGCAUGAAGAUUUUCCAGGCUUAAAUGUGGCUUGGCUUCUACCAUCUUGUGGCAAAACUAGCAGAUUAUGAAGAUUUGGGCUACUAUGACCAAUUUGUGAAGAAGUGAUUAAGUAUUCAAUAGAUCAAGAAUGGAGCUGACUAGUUGUAUAUACAUUUUAGUGAAGUUUUUUAAGUUUGACAUAUCCCUAUCAACUUGAUUGAUUUAUGAGAAGAAUAAUGUAAGGUUUGUGUUAUAAAUAAGCUAUCAAUAAUGUGGUUAUUAA